AUGGCUUCCAAGAAAUACGCGCUUCUUCCUAUGGAGGAUGAUGAAAUAGGCCCAACGAAGGUAGUAGUAAAGAAGAAGGAGAAAAAGUCACAUCGCGAGAGCUCCUCGCGGCGCGACAGACACCAGGAAAGGUCUCCUCGUCGAGAGAAAUCCCCUCGUCGCGAUACAGAGCAGCGGUCAAAGAACAUUCGACAAAAGACGAAUGAUGAUCAUGAGGAUAGAUGGGGCGACGAAGAACAUGUUUCCGAAGAAGAACUAGAAUUCCAUGAGCCUGCCUCCAAACGUGUGAAAACGAGUCAUUCGGAGGACGACAUUUCGGAUACAGAAAAAGAUCGAAGGAAAGAUCAAGCGGAGAAAGAUGCUUUUGCGCAGAGGCUGCUGUCGAAGAAUUCCGAUAAGUCGAAAAAAAUACUCGAGGAUAGGUCCGAUCCUAUCAUGGCACAGAGAAGAGCUUUGGCCGACGAUGCUGCUGCAAGGAGUGCUGCAAUGCCAGAUAUAAGGGAACGUUCGAGGCAAGAAUACUUGAAGAAGCGUGAGACGGAACGGCUCGCUUUGCUGAGGAAACAAGUCGAGGAUGAGUCGAGGGAGCUGAACGAUCCUUAUUCGAAUUUGUCGGAGAGAGAGAAGGCAGAAUUCGCCAAGAAUCGAGAGGUACUUCGUCUCGCCGAUGAAAGGCUAAGUAUCGAUGAUCAUCUAGAUGGCUAUGCUAUGCCAGACGACUAUAUCACGGAGAAAGGGAAACUCAAUCAGAAGAAGAAACAAGAUGCAUUGUACAAACGCUAUGUCGAGAGAGAUGAAUAUGGCCAGGAGAAAUUCGUCACCGAGCACGAGGAGUGGGAGUUGCAGCAGUUGAAACUUGCCAAUAAUCAAAUUCAAAGCACUGAACGAGUCGACCAAGGCGAAUAUGAUUACAUUUUGGACGAGGAGCAAGGGAUUAAAUGGAUUAUGGAUUCGAAGCUACCCGGACAGGGUCUGGAUAAAGAGGCACGGUUCCUGGGUGAACAGUUGAAAGCUGCUGAGCAGAAGGCAAAGACCAUCGAGGAAACUAGAAAAAACCUCCCAAUAUACGCCUAUAAGGAUGAAUUUCUGGCUGCUCUUGAACAGUUCCAAACUAUUAUACUUGUCGGUGAGACAGGUUCUGGGAAGACUACUCAACUGCCUCAAUAUCUACACGAGGCGGGGUAUACUAAGGGCGGGAUGAAAAUCGGAGUAACCCAGCCGAGGAGAGUGGCUGCCAUGUCCGUUGCUCAACGUGUGUCCGAGGAAAUGGGAUGCAAGAUUGGCAAUGAAGUUGGAUACGCUAUCCGGUUUGAAGAUUGCACCAGCGACAAAACUCUUAUAAAAUACAUGACAGAUGGACAUCUCUUGAAAGAGGUCAUGAUAACACCUUCUCUGGACGAGUAUCAGGUGAUCAUGAUUGAUGAGGCUCACGAGCGGACUGUGCAUACAGACAUACUUCUUGCUCUACUCAAGGAUCUUGCCAAAGAGAGGCCAACAAUCAAAAUCUUGAUCGCCUCGGCGACAAUCAACGCUCAGGCUUUCUCAGAGUUUUUCGAUGGCGCUCCUAUUUUCAAUGUAAAAGGUCGCAGCUUUCCGGUUGACAUCUACAACACCCCUCAACCAGAAGCAAAUUAUCUUGCAGCUGCUAUUACCACACUAUUUCAGAUACAUACCUCUCAGCCAAGUGGCGAUGUGCUGAUAUUUUUGACAGGACAAGAUGAGAUUGAGGCAGCCGAAGAACGAAUAAGUGAUAUUUCGAAGAAAUUGGGUUCGAGGGUACCUGAGCUCGUUAUUUGUCCUAUCUACGCAAAUCUCCCGACCGAUCUACAAACUAAGAUCUUCGAACCAACACCUAAAGGUGCACGAAAGGUCGUCUUAGCAACCAAUAUUGCGGAGACGAGUUUAACCAUUGAUGGAAUUGUAUAUGUUAUUGACCCGGGAUUUGUAAAGGAGAAUAUAUACAAUCCGGCGACUGGAAUGUCAAAGUUGGUUACAGUAGCAUGCUCACGUGCAUCUGCGAAUCAAAGAAGUGGUCGUGCCGGUCGUGUAGGACCUGGAAAGUGCUUCCGUUUGUACACAAAAUGGGCGUUUAUGAAUGAAAUGGAAGAAAGUACCACUCCUGAAAUUCAGCGAACAAAUCUGAAUGGUACAGUAUUGCUACUUAAGUCACUUGGAAUCAACGAUCUAUUGACCUUUGACUUCAUGGACCCUCCACCCACAGAGACCUUGAUUGGUGCUCUCAAUCAGCUAUACGCCUUAUCUGCAUUAAACAAUCGAGGGGAGUUGACCAAGAUUGGAAGACAAAUGGCUGAGUUCCCGACUGAUCCUCAGGUUGCGAAGUCAAUCAUUGCCUCAGACCAACUAGCCUGCUCUGACGAAGUGUUGAGCAUAAUGGCAAUGCUCGGUGAAAGCUCAGCACUAUUUUUCCGGCCAAAGGGAGAACAGAGAGUGCACGCAGAUAGUGCACGAGCACGCUUCACAAUCAAGGAAGGAGGCGAUCACCUGACCUACUUGAACAUUUGGAACCAAUGGGUGGAUAGUGAUUUCAGUAUUGUCUGGGCAAAGGAGAACUUCCUUCAACAGCGUUCUCUUACCCGAGCUAGGGAUGUCCGGGACCAACUUGCGAAGCUUUGUGAGCGCGUGGAGGUAACAAUCGCCAGUUGCGGGGCGUCGGAUAUAGAGCCUAUACAAAAAGCGAUCACUGCAGGGUUUUUCGCCAACGCAGCGCGAUUGCAGCGAGACGGUGAAAGUUACCGAACAGUCAAGAGAAAUACCACCGUAUAUAUACACCCCUCGUCAGUAUUGAUGGCAAAUGACCCCCCUAUUAAAUUGGUGGUGUAUCAUGAACUGGUACAAACCACAAAGGAGUACAUGCGUAGUUGCAUUCCCAUUAAAGCGAACUGGUUGCAUGAGCUAGCACCGCAUUAUCAUAAGAAGAAAGAGAUAGAGGAGUUGGGGGAGAAGAAAUUAUCAAAUCGUAGUAGGAUAUAA
Molecule: messenger RNA, 2991 nt
Organism: Sclerotinia borealis F-4128
Lineage: Eukaryota; Fungi; Ascomycota; Leotiomycetes; Helotiales; Sclerotiniaceae
Source: the annotation of a GenBank genome assembly